AUGGUAAUUGCAGCAACUUCUCAAGGCUCUGGGAGCCAGGGAGCUGGCUUUUCAGGUGUCACGACAGCUGACGCAGCAGCAGCAGCAGCAGCAGCGGGCAACAGCUGCACGCAGGGCAGCUGCAGCGGGAACUCCACCUGGAGCUCCCAGGGCCUGCAGCUGGCCUGCAGCAUGUGCGUCUGCGUCGUGGGCGGCGGCAACAUUGCUGCUGCUGCUGCUGCUUGGCUCUCCCGCAGCAGCAAAAGUCUCUGUGUCCAUGUCUUGACUCGCCAGCCGCAGCGCUGGUCGCAGCGCCUCCGCGUCCGCGCCAACCCGGCCUGCCGCUGGGCCGCCCUCCAGCCCUACGAGUGCAACAUCAACCUCAUCACGAGCGAUGCUGCAGCAGCAGUGAAGGGGGCGAGCCUGGUGAUGGUGGCAGCUCCAGCUCAUGUCCAUUUGGAGCUGCUGCGCAAAGUCGCGCCCCACUUGAAGCCCGGCUGCAUCCUGGGCACUCUCUUUGGCCAGGGAGGCUUCGACUGGGCCGUGGAGGCGGCGCUGGGCCCCGCCCAGGGGCAGCUUGCUGCUGUCUUUGGGCUGCAGCACGUGCCUUGGCUGGCGCGUUGGGAAGAGUACGGGAGGGCGGUGGAGCUGAUUGGCCCGAAGGAGUUCAUUUGUGCUGCUGUGUCGCCGCCUUGUGCGCGCCCAAUGGUGCAGCUGCUGCUGCAGCUUUGCUUCGACCAGCCCUGCAAGUUGCUGCCGAACUUCUUGUGUCUCACGCUGACCCCCAGCAACCAGAUCAUACACCCCGCCAGGUACUACUCCAUCUUCAAGGACUGGGACGGAGAAAAGGUUUACAAAGAAAACGAAAUCUCUUGGGGCCUUUACACGGAGUUCGACGCAGAGGCGGCGAAGCACCUCGCGCUGCUGGAUGGCGAGCUGCAGGCCAUCAAGAAAGCGCUGGUUUCUCGCUUUCCAAAUCUAGAUUUAAGCACUGUCUUGCCAAUUCAAGAAAGAAUCCUCCAACAAUAUGGAGACGACGUUAGAGACCGCACCAACUUGCAAACCAUUGUUGCCACAAACGGAGGCUAUGCUUCCUGCCGGACUCCCGCAGCAGCAGUUGAAGGCGGCUUCCAGCCGAACCUGCAAAGCCGGCUCUUCCAAGAAGACGUGCCGAGCGGGCUGUGCGUGUUGCGGGGCAUAGCGGAGCUGGCGGGUGUACAGACACCCGAGAUCGACUUGAUGAUCGAGUGGCACCAGAAGUUCAUGAAAGUUCCAUUUCUCAAAAACAAAAAACUCAACCAAGAAACUCUUCAACUCACAACUGCCCCCCAGCGCUACGGCAUUUCCACUCUGGGCCAUUUGGUGGCCACCACUCUCCGCGGCUGCGGCGCAGCGGCCCACAGCGCCAGCUAG
Messenger RNA from Eimeria tenella, 1392 nucleotides. Its product is annotated as opine dehydrogenase, putative. The record is from RefSeq and is a predicted model, not a curated record. The transcript is spliced from 7 exons. Gene Ontology annotation, molecular function: oxidoreductase activity. The coding region runs from base 1 to 1392 and encodes 463 amino acids. Lineage: Eukaryota; Apicomplexa; Conoidasida; Eucoccidiorida; Eimeriidae.